AUACAGAAGCCUGCGAUUUACGGCUUGGUCGCUAAGUCAUCGUAGAAACUUGAACAAAAUGGAGUGUUUGAUAGGAAUUCAAGGUCCUGAUUUUGUCCUAGUGGCUAGCGAUUCUGCAAGCGGGAGGAGUAUUGUUCGCAUGAAAGAUGGUAAGGUUUUCCCACUGCCCAUAGCAUUCACCUGUGGGUGCCGCUUUUUUCAGACUAGCCCAUGUCAUCUGAUAUGGAAUGCCUGUCANAAAAUCUUAGGAUAUGAACUUACCCCUCAUGCUGCUGCUAAUUUCACAAGAAGAAACUUGGCUGAUGCUCUUCGCAGUUCAUCUGCAUACCAAGUCAAUAUGCUGAUAGCUGGUUAUGACGAUACCAGUGGCCCAGAACUAUACUACAUGGACUGGCUAGCUUCACUGCAAAAAGUAAGUUCGGUCAUCGUUAUCAGCGUGUUUAACAGACUCUAGUAUGUUUUAAUAAAACAAGGCUAAGUAUGUACGUCUGCGGUUCGCAAUCGAAAAACAAUCCAACCGAUCGGGUUAGAUUGAGUUCGAUUGACUACGCCAGGUUUAUACAAAGAAGCCUCUGAGAAGCGGGGGGUAGAACAGGGAUAUCUGCACUGCUCAGCAGACGUUACUAACCUAGGUU
This is a messenger RNA of Orbicella faveolata, 635 nucleotides long. Its product is annotated as proteasome subunit beta type-2-like. Gene Ontology annotation, biological process: proteasomal protein catabolic process. The record is from RefSeq and is a predicted model, not a curated record. NCBI's taxonomy places the organism in Eukaryota, Metazoa, Cnidaria, Anthozoa, Scleractinia, Merulinidae. Gene Ontology annotation, cellular component: cytoplasm; proteasome core complex; nucleus.